UCCCAUCGGCUACAGUCCCAAAUCCCAAGCUCCCAAUCGUUUCUUCCUACUCGAAUCCCUGAAUAAGAACAAAAGGAGCCGAGAAAAACAAGGAGGAAAUAAAAGGGAAGCCUCCUUAGUAGCUUCCUUUCUUUCCUUCUUUCUUUGUUUUUUUUUUUUUGUAAUAUUUUUGUUACAUUAUAUUUCGAUAGAAUUAGGAACCAGGAAAAGGGUGUGUGUGUGUGUGAGAGAGAGAGAGAGACAGAGGAGGGUUUAAUCGGUGUGGUGUUGGGGGAUGGGAUUUUCGACGGACAAUCUGAAGGGAUUGGUGCUGGCGCUGCUGUCAAGCGGGUUCAUCGGGGCGAGCUUCAUCGUCAAGAAGAAGGGCCUCAGAAGGGCCGCUGCCGCUUCUGGGAUCCGAGCAGGCGUCGGUGGAUAUUCUUAUCUCUUGGAGCCCCUCUGGUGGGCUGGCAUGAUCACAAUGAUUGUAGGAGAAGUCGCGAAUUUUGUGGCAUAUGCGUUCGCCCCGGCAGUUCUUGUUACGCCUCUUGGCGCGUUGAGCAUAAUCGUUAGCGCUGUGUUGGCUCACUUCAUUCUGAAGGAGAAGUUGCACAGUCUUGGGAUUUUGGGCUGUGUUAUGUGCAUUGCAGGAUCUGUGGUGAUUGUCAUUCACGCACCGCAGGAGAGAGCAAUCAGCUCGGUUCAGGAAAUAUGGGAAUUGGCCACUCAAACAGCUUUCCUGCUGUAUGUGGCUUCGGUUAUUGUAUUGGUCUUCGUGCUGAUUUUCCAUUUUUCUCCACGCUAUGGGCAUACGAAUGUGCUAAUUUACACAGGCAUUUGCUCUUUGAUGGGCUCUCUCUCGGUAAUGAGUGUAAAAGCUCUGGGUACUUCCCUCAAGCUGACUUUUGAGGGUAUGAAUCAGUUAAUUUAUCCCCAGACAUGGGUUUUUAUGCUCGUAGUGCUUACAUGUGUGAUAACACAAAUGGAUUAUCUUAACAAGGCUCUGGACACCUUUAAUACUGCCAUUGUGUCUCCAAUAUAUUAUGUGAUGUUCACUACACUUACAAUCCUCGCGAGUGUCAUAAUGUUCAAGGAUUGGGAUGGACAAAGCAUGGGAAGCAUCAUUUCUGAAAUUUGUGGCUUCAUUGUUGUUCUGUCUGGAACAAUUUUAUUACAUGUAGCAAAAGACUAUGACAGGAACUCCUCAAGAAGUAUGUAUCCACCAUUAUCCCCGUCAUUGACUAGUAGGCUUUGUGGUGGAAAUGGGGAGUUGCUGAAGCACAUUGAUGAGGAGAUGGGAUCUUCAGAAGAUAUAUGCUUGAGAAGACAAGAGCUAUACUAGCAACUUGAAACAAAGAAUCUGUCUAUGUGAACAUACUGGAUCUCCAUAUGAAGAUUCCAAUCCAGUGACUCAACUUGUUGAAUUGAGUUGAUUGGCAAUUGAAGAACUGAUGAGCAUUCAUACCAUGGUGCUUCUUGUGAACUGCCACUUGGAGGUUCAUGAAAAGUUUUGUGCUGAUUGCUUGGUGGGAUGAAGAAAUAAUGGCUGGACCUCAGCUUUGCGUUCCAAUGUAUACUGUAAAGUACUCAGAGUUGGUGAGAUUCUAGAAAUGUUAUUAAUUUGUUUGUGCAUACAUGGGCAUUCAAUUGCCAUAUCAGGAGGGUGGAAUUUUUCAGCCUAGCAUGGAUCAGAAAAUCCACAGGACAGGUAUUGCUAUGUUCAAGAUUGAAGGGAUAACUGGAUAGCAGGAUCGGACACAGGUUCUUAUUUGGUUUCACUAUUGCAUGUAUAGAAACCAUUGAGGAAUAUCUUAUGCCAGUUUUGCGUUAUUAUUUCCGCCAAAUAUUCUGGAUAGUCUCAGAUGGAUUUGCUUAUUGAAUGUGUAACCAUUUCAAGCAAUGUGACAACGAUGCGACCCCAUGAUUGAAUUCAAGGUCAAACUAAGCUGCUACAUGAAAUAUAAACCACUUUAUGGUCCUUAAUAA
Messenger RNA from Phoenix dactylifera (date palm), 1965 nucleotides. RefSeq names its product putative magnesium transporter NIPA4. Gene Ontology annotation, molecular function: magnesium ion transmembrane transporter activity. Gene Ontology annotation, cellular component: membrane. Gene Ontology annotation, biological process: magnesium ion transport. NCBI's taxonomy places the organism in Eukaryota, Viridiplantae, Streptophyta, Magnoliopsida, Arecales, Arecaceae. The record is from RefSeq and is a predicted model, not a curated record.